GGUUAACGUCAUCUGCUCCCUUCUCUUGUACUGCCCAAUUUCGCCCUUCCACAUACAUGUUCUGCCCAUAGCUCUUCUGUCACAUACGACAUUCACUAGUUCACUGACGAGCUGGCAUUGUUGUCUGUCGCGUUUGUGCAGGCAGGUGCAGAUAUAUCCGACCGUUUCGCGUCGUCGCGAAGCGGUUGUCCACCCCACUCAUAGACCGCCUCCGGUCUGGUCAACGACACCACAGACUACACAUCCUCCGACUGUCUUCGUUUGAAGUAGUCACUGCAUCCACGUCUCUCUUCUUUUCUCGAGGCAUGCCAAUAGGUUGCGGGACCAAGCAUGUCCCAGCUACUAACGUCGCGGCAAGCCGAAGAGCUGCACAAGGCAAUGAUCGCAUAUCUUUCGGCUACUGGACUCAACAAGACGGCAGCGACGCUACGAGAAGAGAUAGAGAUUGGAGAUACAUUCGACGAUGUCACGAGUAAAAAGUAUGAGGGCUUGUUGGAGAAGAAAUGGACGAGCGUUGUGAGGCUCCAGAAGAAGAUUAUGGAUCUGGAAUCGCGCAGUGCCACACUACAGAAAGAAUUAGACUCUGCAACACCAACGUCACUCAUGCGCCGAAAUCAAGACCCUUCUGCCUGGUUGCCGCGAUCACCCGCGCAACACACCCUACAAUCGCAUCGUUCGCCAGUCUCCUGUGUCGCUUUUCAUCCCGUAUUCUCGUCUCUUGCGUCCGGGUCUGAGGAUACAACAAUCAAGAUUUGGGAUUGGGAACUUGGAGAAUUGGAACGGACUGUUAAAGGACAUACGAAAGGUGUCCUAGACGUCGACUUUGGAGGCCCAAGAGGAGGUACGCUAUUGGCAUCAUGUUCUUCAGAUCUGACGAUCAAGCUAUGGGAUCCGUCAGACGAAUACAAGAAUAUACGGACUCUUCCUGGCCAUGACCACUCCGUGUCCAGCAUACGUUUUGUCCCCUCUGGAGCAGCAGGUGCACCAUCUUCUGGGAAUCUUCUGGUCUCGGCUUCACGCGAUCACACACUGAGGAUAUGGGAUGUUACAACGGGAUACUGCGUCAAGACGAUUCGAGGUCACUCUGACUGGGUCCGAAGUGUUUGCCCGUCAUUCGAUGGUCGCUGGCUGCUUUCUGCAGGAGUAGAUCAGACAGCAAGACUAUGGGACGCACAAUCGGGAGAGGCCAAAGUCACGUUUCUCGGCCACGAGCACACUAUCGAGUGCGUAGCUCUGGCCCCACCAGCAUCAUAUAAACAUCUAGCAUCUCUUGCUGGCUUAAAGAAAGCACCGGCCAGCUCAUCAUCUGCUGAAUUCCUUGCGACGGGCUCAAGAGACAAAACCGUCAAAAUAUGGGAUGGACGCGGAACGCUAAUUAAAACUUUAGUGGGCCAUGAUAACUGGGUACGAGCACUUGUUUGGCAUCCUGGUGGCAAAUAUCUACUGUCUGCCAGCGACGACAAAACGAUCCGAUGUUGGGAUCUAGACCAAGAAGGGAAGUGUGUUAAGAUAGUCGCAGAUGCCCACGGCCAUUUUAUCAGUUGCAUGCGGUGGGCUCCAAGCCUCUCUAAAGAUAGUGCAGCAACUACUAAUGGCGACACGAAUGGAGCCAAUGGAACUCCAUCAAAGAAAGAAGAUGCUGUGGGUAAAGUACAAAUCCGGUGCGUCAUAGCCACAGGAAGCGUCGACUUAAAUGUUCGAUUAUUUGCAUCAUGAGCACACAGGCGGGUUUCCAUGGAGUUGGUGGUUUAUGUUACCCUGUCGGCCAAUCUCAUGGCAUACCCCAAGGCGUUGUUUUCUGCAAGCACAACAUCGUUAUAGGCUUUUUGCGUCUACAGCAUAGGAGGCUGUCACGAAUAUACGUUCGCCAAAAUAUUACUGAGAUAGUAACAAGAUGGACGGAUGGCCUUUGUACAUAGAUGAGUCGUCCGGAAAAUAUCACGUGAAGCAUUGAAGAAAGCAUUCGUUUGUUUGCAAGAGUAAAUUACCAAUUAUUGGGAAGC
Messenger RNA from Pseudovirgaria hyperparasitica, 2003 nucleotides. Its product is annotated as platelet-activating factor acetylhydrolase IB alpha subunit. The coding region runs from base 331 to 1716 and encodes 461 amino acids. Gene Ontology annotation, molecular function: microtubule plus-end binding; dynein complex binding. Gene Ontology annotation, biological process: nuclear migration; microtubule organizing center organization; vesicle transport along microtubule. The record is from RefSeq and is a predicted model, not a curated record. The transcript has 3 exons. Gene Ontology annotation, cellular component: cytoplasmic microtubule; microtubule associated complex; kinetochore. NCBI's taxonomy places the organism in Eukaryota, Fungi, Ascomycota, Dothideomycetes, Acrospermales, Acrospermaceae.